This is a messenger RNA of Haemonchus placei, 744 nucleotides long. The record is from the annotation of a GenBank genome assembly. NCBI's taxonomy places the organism in Eukaryota, Metazoa, Nematoda, Chromadorea, Rhabditida, Trichostrongylidae.
AUGCAUCAUCGUACGGCAGUGAUUAGUGAAAGAAUGGCAGAGCGUGGUGAAGGAAAGGCGAUAGGAAGAGAAAAGAAAGCAUUUUUGGAUUUACUGCUCGACGUGCAAGCAGAAGGCAACCUUUCGUACGAAGACAUACGUGAAGAGGUCGAUACCUUCAUGUUCGAAGGUCACGACACUACUGCGUCCGGCAUGGGAUGGACGCUAUGGUGUGUAGCUUGCAAUUCAGACAUUCAAAAGAAAAUUCACGAUGAAAUGGAUGAGAUCUUUGGUUCGUCAGAUCGCAGUUGCACCAGCGAUGAUUUGAAAUCGAUGAAAUAUCUUGAAAAAUGUAUUAAGGAAUCACUUAGACUCCGUCCACCAGUGCCAAACUUUACGAGGAAGCUCGAGAACGAUGUUGACAUUGAUGGAUUGACGAUACCGAAAGGUUGCUCAAUAAUGAUCACACCUGCUAUGAUUCACGGAAACCCGAAGGUCUACGAAAAUCCGCAUGUGUAUGAUCCGGAGAGAUUCAACGAAGAGAAUAUUCAAAAGAGACAUCCGUACGCCUAUAUUCCGUUCAGUGCUGGCCCAAGAAACUGCAUUGGUCAGAAGUUCGCGCUCAUCGAAGAAAAAACAGUACUGUCAUGGUUUUUCCGACGGUACUCCAUUAGUUCACGGCUGCCAGUAGAAGCGAAUAUUCCACUUCCUGAAAUCAUCUUAAAGCCUUCUCUUGGUUUUCCGGUGACUCUCUCGAGACGAUAA